AUUUCACCCCGUCAUUGCAUUGUUCUAUGCGCAAUAUCGGACGCCAUUUUGAAUAGACUUCGGCUUGGCGGUGUGUGCAGCUGAGCGGUGGAAUUUUACAGUGAAAAUACGUGUUAUUUUAGUCAUAUAGUUUCGAAUUUUGUGCUUUUCUAAGUGUUAAACAGAACCUAAAAUGCCGGGCGCCGGUACUUUCAAAAUCUUCGUCGGGAAUCUAUCCGAUAAAACCACGGACGCCGAUCUCAGGCCGCUGUUCGAAAAGUUCGGUACGGUCGUAGAAUGCGAUAUCGUCAGAAAUUACGGUUUCGUGCAUAUGGAAAACGAGCAAACCGGGCGCGAAGCCAUUCAGAACCUUAACGGCGAGCUAGUUCACGGACAGGCAAUCAAAAUAGAGGCGGCCAAGAGCCGCAAGGCCCCGACGACGCCGACCACUAAAAUAUUCGUUGGUAACUUGACGGACAAGACGCGCGCGCCCGAAGUUCGCGAGCUGUUUCAGAAGUACGGCGCGGUGGUGGAAUGCGAUAUUGUGCGUAACUACGGGUUCGUGCACCUGGACGCGACGGGCGACGUGAACGAGGCUAUCAAAGAGCUGAACGGCAUGAUGGUGGACGGGCAGCCGAUGAAGGUGCAAAUGUCGACGUCGCGCGUACGCCAGCGGCCCGGCAUGGGCGACCCCGAGCAGUGCUACCGCUGCGGCCGCGGCGGCCACUGGUCCAAGGAGUGCCCCAAGGCGAUGGGGCCGGAUCGCAACGGUUUCCGCGACCGCGCCUUCGGCCGCGACCCCUACCCGCCUCCGCCGCCACCGCCGUUCCUCCGCGAUCGCAUGAUGGGAGGAUUUGGGGAUCCCUAUGAUGGCUACUACGACCGCUCCCGCUUUGACUCGCCCCGGGACCUGUUUGAGCGUCGCUACCCCGUGGGAGGGUCCCGUGACCUAGGGCUGGGCGCGUCCCGCGCGCGCGGUGACUUCGCGUCGCCGCCGCUGCGCCGCGAGCCGAUGCCGCCGAUGCCGAGCCUCCCGCCGAUGCGCUCCAGCAUGGGAUCUAUGAGGUCGUCGUAUGAUGAUAUGUUCAGCCGAAGGAGCCCCCCGCGAGGACCACAAAUGUCCCGCGGGAUGUACGAGGACUUUAGCCGUGAUACAUUUGAUGACAGAAGGCCUGGAAUGCGUGGACCAUCUCCGUCUAGAAGAUACGCGCCCUACUAAGAACACCCCAUAAAUUAAGACGUGAACAGUCGGUCCACUCCGUCUUAAAGGAAUUUGACUGUCCAGCAGAAGGAUUUUUAUAGACUUAUAAUUAUGGUUAAGUAAGAGUGAAUGACGAAGCUAUUUGCAUAGCUGUGACUGAACGAAUGUGUUAAUGCUAGGAAUUGUGACGGUAUGUACAUAAAGCGGAAUAAAUAUAAAUUUAAGUACA
Molecule: messenger RNA, 1409 nt
Organism: Cydia splendana
Lineage: Eukaryota; Metazoa; Arthropoda; Insecta; Lepidoptera; Tortricidae
Gene: lark
Product: RNA-binding protein lark
Exons: 5
Coding region: 173-1198 (341 amino acids)
Cellular component (GO): nucleus
Molecular function (GO): zinc ion binding; mRNA binding
Source: RefSeq, a predicted model, not a curated record